This is a messenger RNA of Triticum turgidum subsp. durum (durum wheat), 702 nucleotides long. The record is from the annotation of a GenBank genome assembly. NCBI's taxonomy places the organism in Eukaryota, Viridiplantae, Streptophyta, Magnoliopsida, Poales, Poaceae.
AUGGGGAUGUUUGAUAAAUUACUCGAAUCAUUGUUCCUUAAAACAGGCCAAGAAACAGCGGAUCGUAUGGCUCCCCUUGUACAGAGCACCGCCACUGUCGCCGAUGAGAAGGCCGUCGUGCAUCACGUGACCAACGGAGGGUGCUUCGACCACUUCGCCAAGGCGAUGGGCGAGUGCCACCCGAGUCCCCCGACGUCGGUCGUGCAGCGGGGCGAGCACGUCGUCGACGCCAAGGCCUGCGUCCAGGCCACGGCGGCGCUGCGCAAGUGCUUCACCCGCAACCCGGCCAUGUUCAAGCACAUGUACCUCCGCGUCAUGGACGAGUGCCUCGAUCACUAUCUCAAGCCGUCGCCCGGGCAGAUCGCCAUCAUCAGCGACGAGACGGUCGUCCUACAUCACGUGGCCAACGGCGGUUGCGCCAAGGACUUGGCCACGGCGAUCAGGGAGUGCCAGCCCAGUCCUCCAAAGGAGCUCAUCGAGGAGCGAGGGGACGCCACCAACCGCGUUGUCGACGUCAAUGCCUGCGUCAUGGCCACUGCGGCGCUGCGCAAGUGUUUCGCCAGCAACCCGGCGAUGUUCAAGCAUCAAUACCUCCACCGCAUGGAUCAGGGCCUCGACCAGGACUGGAGGCCGACAUCGGAGCUGGUCAAGGAAGAAGAGAAUGCCAAGUUUAGGUGGUGGACUGGCAUGAGGAGAAGCUAA